Molecule: messenger RNA, 312 nt
Organism: Rodentolepis nana
Lineage: Eukaryota; Metazoa; Platyhelminthes; Cestoda; Cyclophyllidea; Hymenolepididae
Source: the annotation of a GenBank genome assembly
AUGAAUUACGGGUCCGUCGCAGGCUUCAACACAGCGGAGUGCAAUGCUGAGCCUCCACCUGGGGUCAGAGCCUUGUUGAUCGCCCUGAACCCGGCGCCAGCUCCAACUUUCAUCUUCAGGCCUCCCACUUCUUUCAAUCCCUCUCUUCUCCACGCCUACACACCUCACUGUGCUCAACGCUUUUGCUCUUCACCAAAUGCAUGCUUUCUCCAUCUUGUCGCUACUCAAUUCGCACUAAGUAGUAGCACCGACACUGCUGUCACUGCAGAUGUUCGCUGUGCUAUUAUGAUACCAUAUGGGGGUGUGCGAUAG